AUGUGGAUUCUGUCUUUCUGGCUUUUUCCAGUCAUAUCAGGCUGCAUGUGGAUUGCCACGCUUGUGGGUAUGCUUGCAAGCUGGACGACAGAUGGGGAUCCCAUAUAUUCCACCAUGGGCCCUGGGCUAACUAUUCCGUUCAUCUCCCACAUUGGGGCCGAAGGACUCAAGCCUCUUUUUAUCGCAGGUUGCGCAGUCACUGGUGUUUUCCUGGACUUGGCCUUGCUUUCAGAGCGCUGGCUCCGACAUUCAGGACAGCUCGCAAGAAACAGAGGAGUGUUUGAUAAAACCUGUGCUGUUGGGUCUAUCGUGUUCUCCGUCGCAGGAGCUUUAGGCCUUGUGCUCUUGGCCGUUUUUGACGUUAAGCACCAUAACCAUCUACACUACGGAUUUCUCAUUAUGUUUAUAUCCAGUUAUGUGGUCAGCGCCAUCCUGGUGUGCCUUGAGUACAUUCUUAUCGGCCGUUUUUAUCGACCACAGCUACGAAUAUUACUCGUCAGCUUCUAUAUUAAGGCUUCAUUCAUUCUCCUUGAAAUUGGUGUUGCAAUUGGAUUUGGCAUCUGCAUGAAUGCCAAAACUUCUUCAAGGAAGAACGCAGCCGCUAUUCUGGAAUGGGUCGCUGCUCUGAUUUUUGCGUUCUUCGUUUUCUCUUUGGUGAUUGACUUACUUCCAUCUGUUCGUACUCGAAAACGAAUACCCCAGGGAGAGAAGUAUCCUUUCCCGAGUCUUGCGGCAGAUUAA
This is a messenger RNA of Penicillium lagena, 741 nucleotides long. Its product is annotated as Frag1/DRAM/Sfk1 family protein. The transcript has 5 exons. The record is from RefSeq and is a predicted model, not a curated record. Gene Ontology annotation, cellular component: plasma membrane. NCBI's taxonomy places the organism in Eukaryota, Fungi, Ascomycota, Eurotiomycetes, Eurotiales, Aspergillaceae. Bases 1 to 741 code for a protein of 246 amino acids.